AUGCAACCCGCCAUCCUCCUGCGGCGAGUAGCACGACCACCCCCAUCGACAUGCCUCCGACACCUCCGCUAUGCCUCCUCCGAGCCCUCGAGCCAGGUCUCCCAACCCUCCAGCACAACCACCGCCAUUUCUACCGAAGAACUCACCUCCGCCCGCCGGUACUGCCUCGACACCCUUCGCAAAUACGACACUCCCUCAUCCCUGCUACUCCCGUACAUCCCCACACAAGCCCGAGAUGCCUACAUCGCCCUCCGCGCGUUCAACAUUGACGUCGCCCGGACCGCAGACACCACGUCUACGCCCACAAUAGGUAGCAUGCGUCUGCAAUUCCAACGAGACGCCGUGACGAAGUCCUUAGCUGGGACGCCCCCAAAGCAACCAAUCGCUAUCCUCUUAGCACACGCAGCGGAGGGACUAGAAGCAAGAACAGAUGGAAAGGCGAGGUGGAGCAAAAGUUGGUUCAUGCGAAUCGUCGAUACGAGGGAAAAGUACCUCUCUAACCCUCCGUAUCCGAACAUCGAGGCUUUAGAAGGGUACGCGGAGAACACGUACUCCACGCUGCUCUACUUGACCUUACAAGCGCUGCCCAUGGCAAGUCUAACAGCUGACCACGUAGCGAGCCAUAUCGGCAAAGCCUCAGGGAUAGCAGCAGUGCUGCGAGGACUGCCAUUGAUCGCCUUCCCCGGACCACAAAAUAGUCACAGUAAUCAAGGUCAGAUGGCCGGAGAUGUCGGAGCAAGUAAGCAAGGCGCCGUGGUGUUGCCGCUAGACAUCAUGGCUUCUACCGGCGUUCGAGAGGAAGAUGUCCUGCGAAAUGGAGCUGAGGCGAAAGGGCUGCGAGACGCGGUAUUCCAGGUCGCUACGCGCGCGAACGACCAUCUCAUCACGGCAAGGCAGAUGCUGGAUUCCAUCCGCGCAGGUCAAGGGGAAGGACAUGAAUUCGAGCACGGGCAUGAAGAAGAGCACACAGCGUUCCCGGGAGUUCUGGGUGGCGGGAAAGCGGAAACGCAGGCGCAAGAGGUGGAAAGGGCUUUUGGGGUCUUCAUGCCGGCCGUUGCGACGCAGUUGUGGCUGGAUCGGCUGCAGAAGUGCGAUUUUGAUGUUUUCGAUGCCAAGUUGAGGGUGACGGAUUGGAAGUUGCCUUGGAGAGGGUUUUGGGGGUGGAGGCGGCGGAAGAUUUGA
Messenger RNA from Saxophila tyrrhenica, 1182 nucleotides. RefSeq lists its product as uncharacterized. Gene Ontology annotation, cellular component: mitochondrion. Gene Ontology annotation, biological process: biosynthetic process; mitochondrial respiratory chain complex I assembly. The coding region runs from base 1 to 1182 and encodes 393 amino acids. The transcript has a single exon. Lineage: Eukaryota; Fungi; Ascomycota; Dothideomycetes; Mycosphaerellales; Extremaceae. The record is from RefSeq and is a predicted model, not a curated record.